AUGGCUACUCAUGACCAGCUCAAUCCACGUUCGGCUUUCAACCAACAAGCCCUUGAAGAUCCGUAUCUUUCAGGUCCUUCCGAUCUAGAAGAGUUUGGCUUUGGACAGCAUACACCAAGUGCUUCCUCUGCUGGUCCACCGAGUCGCUUAUCGUCGUUAUCACCUGCUGACCAGAAAGUUUCGACCGAUACGUCAAUGCAUAACUUUGAGUUCGAUGAUGCGCCAUUCGACGACUCCGGGUUCAUUGACUUCAAUGAGCCGGGAUCUACUGACCCUCUCUUUCCAGGCGAGACUAGUCAGUUUUCGACUUUUCCGAAUGCGGAUACUUAUAUACACACGAAGAACGAGUACCAAGAGCUUGAAGACCAGAAGCCAACACAGGUGUUGAAUCAUACCUUGGGCGGUAAUUCCAAUCCUGCUGAUGCGACUAAACAGCGCCAACCACAGCCUUCUAGAUUAGCCAUACCGAAUACUUACAGCAAUGAUGUCUCUCAAGGCCACAAUCGGACAAGGUCAGCACCAUCACUUAGUCCUAUAGUGAGGAUAUCGCAGGUCCACCGUGGCGACUCCCCCACAAGAGACAACGACGAAUGGAAUCCGCGGAAGAACAAGCGCUCGUCGGCCCAUUUGUCUCCCACAGGUGGCUCGACAGAUGACAGUGACGAUCAAAACGAGCAGAUUGGUGAUGGUGAACGAGUUUCGCGUUCUCGAGCCGAAGAUGGGUCGUGGAUUCCGGAUUCAUCAACUGGUCAGGCAGGUGUCGAGCCCUACGCUCGAAAUGAUGACUUCGGUCCUAGCCCAAAGGAUUUGGAGGAGCAACGUCAACUGGAUGAAAAAAAGGUCGAUAUCCAGAUUUGGUCCGCUUCAGUAUCUGUUGCGAAUAGUGAAACAGGCGAUACUAGCCCUUGGGAACUGCCUCGAGGCAGAACCCGAGCUGUCAGUGCUGUCGAAACACGCCAUGACUACUUCAACCUAAUAAGGCCUGACGACUCCCGCAUUCCAGGUCCUGGUCGAGUGAUACACGAACUUGAUCCAGGAAGCGACUUUGAAACUGCCUCUAAUAUAUCUCAUACGGAUUCACAUGACGGAUUGCCCACUCUCGACUACACUCCGGAAGAGAAUCAGCUUGCUCAACAGCUCAACCGGUCGUAUCCAUGGAAGGACGAACCUCGAUAUGCAUUUCCACUCGCGAUACGGACCCAACCGGAGUCCUCGCGGUCGGCUAUGCAAUUAUAUGAGGAAAUGACCAAAGAGAUGGAUAAGGCUUCUCGUGUUGGUACCUGGGGUUCACGAAGACUCAAUGACGCCGAAGUCGACAGUCUCUUGAAAUCAGAUAGCUUUUUCAAACAUCUCUCUUUGAAUACGGCAGCUAUCCGCAAACUUUUACCAAAGAGAAGUAGUAAUUCCUUGAAAGCUAAAAAACAUCAUUCUCAACCACCAAGCUUUGAAUCAGAGUCAUCCGAUCCCCCUCAGAAGAAGGAGUCAGGUCUUGCUGCUAGACUUUCUCGCCGGCCAAGUUUAAAUCGUCCCAAAUCUUCCACUCAUAUAAUGGCCGCUGCUAUUGCUGGGUCAAUGGCUGCUAGUAUCGGAAGCCACAACUCGCUUUCAGCCAGGUCGCCAGUAAGUCCUAACGGAGGAACGCUUAGUCCGGUCGUACCUUGGAACAAUAGAUCGAGAAGUAAGAGUGAAGGCUCGGGGCCUUCACCACUGAUCAAACCAUUGACCAUACCGAAAGUUGAGCAACGGCAGGGAGUACAACAAAAAUCCUCCCCUCUCGUUGAGUCUCGAGCAUCCGUAGGACUGGAUGUUGAUGAUGAUGACGAUGAUGACUCGUCUGAUGAUAAGGGCAUAUUCAUGGAUCUAGCGCCGUCUUCACAACAGAUUGUACCGACGUUGGAAGGCUUCAAACGACAGAUUUCUCUCUUAGAUCCACGACUCGAGCCUGCUCUACUUCAGCGUUUUGCCACUGAACAGUUACGUCGUUACAAGAAAUUAGUUGACGAGCAGAAUAGGCAUGCUGGAUUAGUCCAGUCUGGACGCUGCGAUGCCAAAGAGCGAUGUUUUGCGUCUGGUGGUCGUGCCAAGCUACUUCCUCCCCGAGCCAAUGCCAAAGAUCCUAGCGCUACUUACUGCCAGUUCCAAAUUCCAGGUCAUGAAAACAGCGAUGAUGACGAUGAGUUUGACGAGGAGAAUAACCAAUCUCUUGAAAAUUCUAUUAUACCCGCCGUGUUUGCUGACGGUAUCCGGAUGCCUCCUGUCAAGCGGCUGCCUGCGGAAUUUGAAUGCUCGCUGUGUUUCAAGGUUAAGAAAUUCCAGAAGCCAUCUGAUUGGACAAAGCACAUCUAUGAGGAUAUCUAUCCGUUUACUUGCACAUUCCCCGACUGUGUUGGUGAGCCAAAGUCGUUCAAGCGCAAGGCUGACUGGGUACGUCAUGAAACUGAGCGUCACCGACAUCUAGAGUGGUGGGCAUGCAACAUGCCAAAUUGUGAUCACAAGUGCUUCCGAAAGAACAAUUUUGUGCAGCACUUGGUUCGAGAACACAGGAAACCCGACCCCACGGCGAAGAAGAGUAGAGGAUCCUCGGCAAGUGGCGCCAAUGCUGCUGCACAUGAGAGAGAAAUCGCCAAGCUGUGGAAGUUGGUAGAAGAGUGUCACCACGAGACACAAAAGAAGCCUGAGGAAGAGCCAUGUCGAUUCUGUGGCAAUGUUUGCAAGGACUGGAGAAAGUUAAUGGUGCAUCUAGCGCGACAUAUGGAACGGAUUGCAUUGCCCGUCUUGCGUCUUGCCGAAGAGCAUGCUUCAUCGACAAAUAGAGCGACGAAUUUAUAUGAAACUACAGCCGCACCAGCACCCUCGAUAUCAGUAUAUAGCUCUGCCGAACCAAGUUUGACUCUAAACACGAAUAUCAUGACCGGACUGGGCGAGCCCAAUAUGUCUGACAUCAGCAGUCCCAUGCAACCAAUGAUGAUGCCAUACGAUCAUCAACAGAGAUCACACAUGUUGUCUCCCACAAUAAGCAUGGACAUGUCCCCAUCAGGCACAACCUAUCCACCAGCAUCCGCGUCAUCUUACCUACAACCCCACUAUACACCAGUUCACCGAAACUCGAUGUCCUAUCCCCCAGCACCCAACGCGAAUACAAUGGCAUUAAGACAACCAACCACCAUGACAACCGCUAGCAGCAGCAACGUCGGGCCAGCCAUCUACCAGCAACAGCUACACAUCUCAACAAUAGGCCUCGACGUGCAAGAACCGCUCUAUCAAUCCCCGCAAGACACAUGUUUCAAUCCAGAUGACUAUCUCCCCGCAUCAACGACAUCCGCUACUAUCGGAGGCUACACAUCAGCGCCCAUGGUCAAUUACACAAUGACAACAUCACCGGAAGCAGUGUCUAACGGUAUGAUUGCGGGUAACAACAAUGCAGCCUAUAUGUCAAGAUCGGCAGCGAUGACAGCGGCGCAGAUGCAGGAUAACAGCCAUACGUAUCCGCCGACUACGUAUCACUAUCAGUAG
Talaromyces amestolkiae is the source of this 3513-nucleotide messenger RNA. RefSeq lists its product as uncharacterized. The transcript has a single exon. NCBI's taxonomy places the organism in Eukaryota, Fungi, Ascomycota, Eurotiomycetes, Eurotiales, Trichocomaceae. The record is from RefSeq and is a predicted model, not a curated record. The coding region runs from base 1 to 3513 and encodes 1170 amino acids.